UCAGAACUUCCCACUUACAUUUCCAAGUCUUCUUCCAUGCAGCACCCAGUGAGCCAGGAUCAAAGGUUGAAGGAAUGAAUAAGACGUAGACCAUGCCCAUAUCACGUGUAUAAAAGCAACCUGCCGUGUGUGCAGAGCACUUUUGCAUUUUCCUAGGUGGAUAACAUCAGGCAUGGCGUUUGUUUCAGCACUUGGUUACCAGCCGGUUUACAACCCGACUAUUCCUUUCAGGAACCCAAUUUAUGGCGGUGUGCGGCCUGGCAUGUCGGUUUACAUUCAGGGUUCGAUCCCUCAUCAUGCUAACGGGUUCUGUGUGAACUUUGCGUGUGGUCUUUACGAGGGAGCAGACAUUGCUUUCCACUUUAAUCCCCGCUUCCAAGGGAAGGACAAGGUGGUGUUUAACAGUUUUGAUUCUGGAUCAUGGAGAGGUGGAAAAAAGAAAGAUGGUUUCCCUUUUCACAAAGGCGGGUACUUUGAAUUGGUGUUUUUUAUCAAUCCUGGAAGCUACCAGGUGAACGUAAAUGGUUCCUACUUCUACGAGUUCAGUCAUAGAAUUCCUCUAGAGAGGGUGGAGUCUGUUCAUGUAGAUGGAGAUGUCAUUAUCCAAUCUUUGAGCGUUGUUGGAGGAGCAGCAGGUGGGGGCCCAAUGGUUACUCCCGAGGUGAUGCCAUUGCAUGGAUAUCCAUCAAUGACCCUGCCGGCAAUGGGAGGACCCACCUAUAACCCGCCUGUUCCUUACUAUGCAAACAUACCUGGAGGAGUAACACCAAAGAGGACCUUUGUGAUCAGAGGGUUCAUGCCAAUGGGAGGCCAAAGUUUCCACAUAAAUUUUGCGACAUCAAGUGGUGACAUAGCUUUACACUUUAAUGUUCGCCUAAAUGAGUUUACAGUGGUGCGAAACAGCAAAAUUGGGGGCGAUUGGGGUGCUGAAGAGAGGGACAUGGCUGACAACCCCUUUGUGCCAGGGCAGUAUUUUGAUAUCUCUGUCCGGACCGGCAAUGGGCGAUACAAGGUCUUUGUGAAUGGACAACCCUUCUGCGAGUACUUUCACCGCUUCCCAGCCAUGCAAAUGAUUGACACCCUGGAGAUUGGAGGAGAUGUGGUGCUCUCACUUGUACAGUUUUAAAUACUUCCAAUUGUGCCCUAAAGUGGAGAGCAAAAUUAAUUCUGUUCUAUGUUAAAAGGGACAGAUACCCAGGUCAAAGAU
Bufo gargarizans (Asiatic toad) is the source of this 1207-nucleotide messenger RNA. Its product is annotated as galectin-4-like. Gene Ontology annotation, molecular function: carbohydrate binding. The record is from RefSeq and is a predicted model, not a curated record. Lineage: Eukaryota; Metazoa; Chordata; Amphibia; Anura; Bufonidae.